AUGACACCAACCCAUAAAUCAAACAAAACAAAAGAAUGCAAAUGUUCUGUUUGCAAGACAAGAUUUGAAGGAUCAGAUACAGUGUCUGUACAGACAUUUAAUUUUCAUAAAAGAAGAGAUGAUGCUGGAAUAAACAUCUUUCUGAUUAUUAAGAGAUCAGUCAAAACUAAUGUAAGCUAUGUUCCUGAAGUUAUCAACAAUGAUGAACAGAACUCGGUGGCCAUAGACAAUGAUUAUGAUAUGGAUUAUGACUUUGAUGAAUCCGAUGCUGUCUUUGGUUAUGAGAAUGAAGAGUUUAACUCUGAUCUUGAUUCUGACAGUUGCAAAGACGAUUCCAGUGAGGAUGACAUGCUUGAUAGUGAAGACAACUUUCCUGAAUUCAACUCAGAAUUGAGUCUCAUCUAUCGUUUUAUUGUACAGGUCCUUGCACUCUUUGUAUCCUUGUACGUCAUCGAUGAAGGUGCCAUUCUUCUCAUUGCCAUCAUGAACAAAAUACUUGAGCUUUUCAGAGAUCCAUUCCAUCUCCCAGUUAGCAUCCCUGGUCUCAAAAGCAUGGCAGGAUUCAAUACCUUUACAGAUGGUAUAAAGAAAUAUGUUUCUUGUAGCAAAUGUCACAGCAUAUAUGAGAACGAUGAAUCAACACCCCACUUCUGUAUCUUUGAUAAAUUUGGGAAUAACUCAAUGUGCGGUACAGUCAAGAGGAUGAUGAAGAAAUGGGUUGCAGAUGGUCUAAUUGACAAUAAAAAACUCGUUGCCAUGCAGAAAAUCAUUGAAAACAUGACAUUGCCGCCUGAUUACACCAUGCUAAGAUCAAAGAUUUCAAAGGGAUUUCCCUUUAUGAAGGCAGACGAGUGGAAAUCGUGGUGUCUGGUAUACUCUCCAGUGGUUCUACAAGGCAUACUACCAAAGCAAAAGUUUGAGAAUUGGAUGUUUUUUGUGAAUGCCUGCUGUUUCCUUACCAAGCCAAAUGUUUCCGAAGAUGAUGUACAGUCAGCACACAUAGCACUUGAGAAGUUUGGUAAAGAUUGUGAAAGGCUGUAUAGCAAGGAUCUGUUAUCUCCAAACAUGCAUCUCCAUCUUCAUCUUCGCGACACAAUCAAGGACUUUGGGCCUGUUUAUGGGUACUGGCUCUUUAGUUUCGAGCGAUACAACAGUGUCCUAAAGAAUAUCAAUACCAACAGAAGGAGUGGCUUUGAAAUGACAUACAUGAAAACAUUCAUUGAAGAUACCCAUAAAGGCGAUUUUGUUUGCAAUUUCUUGAAGACAUCUGGUCUAUUCAAUUUCUCUGGCAUCUUCGAUAAAUUGGUAACUGGUUAUAGUCCUGCUGAUUCUACAACUAGCACCACCUUGUACAAUUGGUUCUCUCUACCAGACUUUCUUGAUGCUGCCAAAAAUCCGAACUUGUCAAUUCGUGGAUAUUACCAAGCUGUUUACAACUAUCCCACCAUCUCCAGUUGCAAAGACGUGAUUCAAGAUACAGCUUUCGUCAAUGACUGGAUUGAAACGCUCAAAUCCGUCAACCUCCUUGGCCAGACAUUCAAGGGAAGUAGAGGUACGAAUGGAAGAGGAUCAUGUAUACAAGCAAUGUUCAUAGAAGGUCGAAACGGAGCAAAGUAUGCAUAUGUUGGAGAGAUUCAGUACCUAUUUGUUCAUUCAUUUAGUCCACUUGUUUCUACUCCACAUCACAGAACACUCCAAAGUAGCCAACAUACAUUUGCUUAUGUAAAAUGA
Molecule: messenger RNA, 1731 nt
Organism: Phycomyces blakesleeanus NRRL 1555(-)
Lineage: Eukaryota; Fungi; Mucoromycota; Mucoromycetes; Mucorales; Phycomycetaceae
Exons: 6
Coding region: 1-1731 (576 amino acids)
Source: RefSeq, a predicted model, not a curated record